This is a messenger RNA of Anopheles moucheti, 10571 nucleotides long. RefSeq names its product protein furry (gene fry). The record is from RefSeq and is a predicted model, not a curated record. Gene Ontology annotation, cellular component: cell cortex; site of polarized growth. NCBI's taxonomy places the organism in Eukaryota, Metazoa, Arthropoda, Insecta, Diptera, Culicidae. The transcript is spliced from 27 exons. The coding region runs from base 1 to 9705 and encodes 3234 amino acids. Gene Ontology annotation, biological process: neuron projection development; cell morphogenesis.
AUGGCCGCAUCGGAUGGUACGCUGCGGCCGGGUGAAAUCGUAAUGCGUACGCUCUUCACAGACUUUACCGUGCAGGCGGAGAAGAAAAUUGAAAGCGUACUGUUGGAUGGGUCGGACAAAAACUUGCCAAAGUUGCUGCAGCGCGGUGAGGACUAUCAGUUCGAUCAGCUGCUUCAAGCACUGGGCUCCGUCGCUGAACACUGUCUGCCAUCGUUGCUGAAGGCACUGCUUGCCUGGCACAAGCAUCAGAUCUGUGACAAGAACAUCAAGCGAGACCUACAGACAGGACCAACCUCUACCGCACACCAUACGGCGAACAAAUCGGGGCUGGAUUUAGAAUAUCAACUACUGCGCCGAGAAGCGGCAGUAGAAUUCAUCUUCUGCCUUGCGCUGAUCGAGAUCCUGCGACAGUUUCCGUUCCACCCCGGGCAUGAUGAUAUAACGAAGCAGAUUGAAAACCUUGCCUUUCGCCAGUUUAAAUACAAGGAGGGUGCACAGACCGCGCCGAACGCAAACGACUGCUAUCGCAUUGCCGAUCUAUACGCAGAGGUGGUCGGUGUGCUGGCCCAGAGUCGAUUUUCCUCCGUGCGGAAGCGCUUCAUGACGGAGCUGAAGGAGCUGCGCAGCAAGGAACCGAGCCCAUUCACAACGCACAGUAUUAUCAGCCUGCUGAUGGGCAUGAAGUUCUUCCGCGUGAAGAUGGCCCCGAUCGAGGAGUUUGAAGCAUCGUUCCAGUUCAUGCACGAAUGCGCACAGUACUUCCUGGAGGUAAAGGAUAAGGAUAUUAAGCACGCGAUGGCUGGUUUGUUCGUGGAAAUUCUAGUCCCGGUAGCGGCUACGGUGAAAAAUGAGGUGAACGUACCGUGCGUGAAAAACUUCAUCGAUUUGCUGUACUCGCAAACGCUGGACGCAUGCACCAAGUCCAAGCACAAGCUGGCUCUGUUCCCGCUGGUGACGUGCCUGCUGUGCGUGUCGCAGAAAUCCUUCUUUCUCAGCAACUGGCACUGCUUCCUGGCGAUGUGCCUGAGCAAUCUGAAGAACAAGGAUCCGAAGAUGAGCCGCGUUGCGCUGGAAUCGUUGUACCGCUUGCUCUGGGUGUACAUCAUCCGGAUAAAGUGUGAAUCCAAUUCCGCCACCCAUUCGCGGCUGCAAAGCAUCGUUAAUUCAUUGUUUCCCCGCGGCUCCAAAGCGGUUGUACCGCGCGACACACCGCUCAACAUAUUUGUAAAAAUCAUCCAAUUUAUCGCCCAGGAACGGCUCGACUUUGCGAUGCGCGAGAUCGUGUUCGAGCUGCUGUGUGUGGGCCGUCCGAUCAAGAUCAUCAUGACGCCGGAGCGUAUGAGCAUUGGGCUGCGCGCGUUCAUGGUGGUGGCGGACUCGCUGCAGCAGAAGGACGGCGAACCGCCCAUGCCACGUACGGUGGGCGUUCUUCCAUCCGGCAAUACGCUGCGUGUGAAGAAAACGUAUCUGAACAAAAUGCUCACCGAAGAUACGGCACGCAGCAUCGGGAUGUCGAACUAUUUCCCGCACGUUCGGCGUGUAUUCGUAGACAUCUUGCGUGCGCUCGACAUUCACUGCGGUCGGCCACUGAUGAUGACGGUGAUACAGAAUCAAAACAAAGAACUGGACGAAAUGCUAACCGGUGAACGGAAGCCGCGCAUCGAUUUGUUCCGUACGUGUAUUGCCGCGGUACCGCGGCUCACCCCGGAUAAUAUGACCGGUCACGAGUUGGUGGACAUGCUAUCGCGCUUGACGAUCCACAUGGACGAGGAGUUACGCGGCUUGGCACAUCAAUCGUUACAGACGUUGGUUUGUGAUUUUCCCGAAUGGCGCCAGGAUGUGAUACAAGGCUUUAGCCAGUUUUUGGCACGAGAUGUAGUGGACACAUUUCCACAGCUGCUGGACAAUGGGUUACGCAUGUUGUACGCCUUUCUGACGGUUUGGCGUAAUUUGCUUGGCACGGGAAGCAACAGCAACAGUAACAACAAUACGCUCAACACGAAGGCCGGCCCGAUUGGAACGGUUGGUGUUCCUGCACCGGGUGUGCCUGGCGUUGGCGGUUUGGUGGCGGGUCGUCCCACUAAUCAGCAAGAUUUGGGAAUGUUGAAAUCAAACCUUGCUCUCCCACAAACGGCUGCCAAUGCUUCGUUGAAUGCGGCUACAAUAAAUUCCAAUUCCAGUGGUAGCUCGGGCAUUUCUUCCAUCACACAAACUACCACCAUUACGGCGGGUGCCAUCGGUGGAAAAGGACACGAGCUACCGCUAGCGACGACGAUGCACAUGGUGGAAGGUUUAGCAUUGGUUAUGCUUUGUAAUUGUCGAUCACAGCCACGCAAGUUUGCGGUCAGCAUAUUGAAGGAGGUGAAAGUAUUGAAAAAAUUGUUAGGCAUUCCCGAAACGGAACCACCCUUGAUUGACGUGAUCGAUAAAUGCUGUCCGCAGGUGCUUGAGAAAUGUCUACAUAUGCUACCUCAGACUGAUCGUACGGCAAUGCUUAACGCCAAUCUGAUCGAUCUGCAAUGGAUUGUGGACCGUAACAGUGGCGUAUGGACGACGGGGCAUAUCGAGGAAUCCACAAAGGCGUCUACUUUGACACUUUGUCUGUCGCAAUCAGCGCUUGGCCAAGCGUACGAUCCUUGGAGUGUGUGUUUGUUCGGUUUCAUGGAGCGGACACGCGUUUUACAACAUUGUCCAUCGGUAGUGGCGCAAGCGUGGCCUAUUUGCUACCAACGAGUAACGAGCCUGUUCAACGUGAUAGAUCCAACCCCGGUUAGUGACAAUCGUGCAUCGUUACUACGCAGUUCCGCGCCGACGAAAAAACCACCCUCCGAGGCGCAGCGUGACUCAUUGGCACAUCUGUGGAAAAAUCAGGUAGCACUCGCAAUGCGUCUUAUACCGCAAAUGCCAAGCGUUGCUGUGCGCUGUGCCUCACCCGAUCUUAGCCUGAGUCUGCAUGAUCAGUCGGAUUCCCGCUCGUUGUCCGACUCGUUGGACAAUAUACCGUCAUCCGUGUUUGGACCAGAAGGAAUCGUGACACGCUUCACCCUACCUCUAUCCUAUGGUCGCAAAGAUGCCAGACAUAAGAGACAAGGCUCUUCGCCGGAUUCGCUGUCGGCGGACCGUAGCGACAAGUCCAGCGGGACGACCGCUUCGCCGGUGGCACUUUACAAGCUGGUAAUACCGUUGUUACGUUGCGAAGUCGUCGAUAUACGCGAUGCGGCCGUUAAUGCACUGGGGAUGAUAAACCAUGACGCGCUCAAGGACCUGAUGGAAGAGCUAGUCGUGUACAUCCGUGAAGCCAUCGAUCGGAAGCAGGAGAAUAUGAGACGCCGACGGCGGCGUGAUGCACUGCGGCUGCAACUGGUGCGUGUGCUAGAGAAGAUUGCGGAGAAUGGCACGUUCGGCAUCAGUCAAUUUGUGCUGGAGCGCGAAACGAUGUCGCUGCAUCCGACCUUCGUCGAGUACAUCGACGGUGCCCGCCUGUACCUGGAAUCGGAAACGGACGGCAAGGACAGCAGCAGCAUGCGCGAGGUAAAGACGCACUUCUGUGACUUUAUACGCAAGAUGAUAAAAAACUUUUCGCUCGAAUCGUGCGGCACACUGUUGUCGCGUGAGCUGAAACGGAACCUGGUCAAUCUGUUUGUCGGCUGGAGUGGUAGUGCAUAUGCGCUACCAUUUGCACAUGGGCACCAUGCGGAAGAGGAAAAGUUACAAUUCAGCGCAUUACAGGCCAUGUCAGCUGUUCUAUGUUGUGGCCCAUGCUUUGAUUCCGGUCACUUGGCGGAAGAUGGUGCAAUUUACAGCUGGUUGGACAUGCUAAUGACUUCCAAAGAUGAUAAGAUUUAUGAAUUGGCCAAGGAGACGGUCGUACUGCUGCUUGAAUCGAACCCCGAUAUAGGGCAGCUUCUUGAGUGGGUCAUUGAUCGCUGUUAUACGGCUUCUCCACGUGAAGCAGAUGCUUGUUUCCUAGCAUUGGCUGUGAUAUUCAGCGCAAGAGAAUAUCCAUGCGACCAUUAUACAUCUGUGAUUAACGUAACACUGCUGAUGACUGGCUGCCCCAGAGUGGAGGUACACUCGACCGCACUUCAGUUGUUGCAGAUUUUGGACAAACGUUUCUUUGGUAACGUUGGACCGUUACACACCGAGAGUGACCGUGAACCGGACAAAAUAGGCACUUUAGAUGCCGUACUGAGUGGGGCGUACUGUCGAUCCCAGAUGUAUCUGUCUCGGCAGAUAGCGCGCCUUCGUCCGGAACUGACAAUGUCAAUGUUUUCUGAGAUAACGUAUCGAUUUCAGACGGCACGAGCCGAAGCACGUGCACUAUUGUUACAGUGCUUGCUACCAUGGUUGGAAAAUGUAGAACUUGUAGCCUCGAGCGUACCGCCAGCGACUCCACUCUCUUACAUUAUGUAUUAUCCGGAUGCUGGUACAAGGGGACGCCGUGAAGGAUCUGGCUCGACCGAGGCAACGGAAAUGAUACUGAAUAAUCUCUUUUACAUUACAGCUAAGUUUGCUGAUUCACACCCGUACAUCGAAGAGCUGUGGGGCACAUUAUGCCAGUUUUGGCCCAACAAUCUUAAAGUCAUACUACGCUACUUGCUCAUCAUAUCCGGCAUGGCACCGAAUGAGCUGUUAGCCAAUGCAAAACGGGUGGCAUUGUAUUUGGCCCGUUCAUGCACCAACAGGCUGCUGGACGAACUGAUGAGCGAACUGCAAACGGUCGAAACGCUAAACUGUUUAAUUGAGCGCACGGAAACACCACCAUUUUACCGCCUAACGAGCAUGAGAAAAGCUUCCAGCCACUCAGAUGGUCCCGCUUCCGGCAACAACGAUCCGAAGGUGCAGGAUGUUGAUGUAGAAAAAGGAACUAUCCAUACGAAGCGCCACAGCGGAGAGGAUCCAAUAAAGUCCGGCACGUGCAAAUCGGACAGUGCGCUGCGUACGUUCGCAAACGCGUACCGGCCGCCCCGUGGUAGCGAUAAGAUACGUACCGCAUCCGGACCGUGCGUGUUGCCAAGGCACGAGGACGUAAUGAUGAUGAUGAACGAACCGGAAAUGAAUCAGGAGGAUAAUUUCGUGCAAAUACGCGCCGAGCAACCGACCGCACCCCACCCACUGCCGAUGCCGGAGUACGGUGGAUACUUUGCGCCGCUUACCGAGUUUUUGCCGGACACGAACAUUCCCAUCAGCGGGUUCCAUCGGUGCAAUGUGGCUGUCAUGUUGCUGACCGACAUCGUGGUGGAUGGCAUACCCGGGCUCGACUGGACGCUGCACGUUCCGCUCAUGCUGCACAUUUUGUUUCUCGGGCUGGAUCACACCCGUCGCAUUGUGCGGGAUCAUUGCAAGAAGCUGUUGUUGAAUUUGCUGAUUGUGCUGGCCGAGCAUAACGAUCAUUUAACGGUUGCGAAGAUACUGCUGAACAGUGAUACAUCCAAGCUGCGGUUGGGUAUCGUAGUACCGUCCCUUCCCGUGAUUGAUCACAAUUUUACCGAGCCCGAUCAGGAGUUCGAUAGCUACCUGUUUGGAUUAAACACCGGUACCGCCCAGCAAUCGAUACUGUCGCCCGCGUCGAAUCAACCGAACGAGGAAACACCGACCGUGCCGAUGAUCGUAACCGAGGAGAAUGCACCACCGCAACCGGGACCGACCAUGCCGACGGCCCACGUCAUCAAGAGCUUGAUCAAGUUCCUGUCGAACGCGAGCAGCCAACAGCAGCCGCUGUGGAACUACGAGGACAUAACGGCGAAAGUUUGGAGCAUAAAGUCGGCGGAUCAGUUGCAGUGCUUCCUGCGACAUAUCGUGAAGGCGUUCACGGACAGCUAUCCCCACGCACGGAUCCCGGAGCGCUGGGCACAGACAGCGCUGCAGCUUGGGCUUAGCUGCUCGUCGCGCCACUACGCCGGGCGCAGCCUGCAAGUGUUCCGCUCGCUUAAUGUACCAAUCAACUCGCGCAUGCUGUCUGACAUUCUGUCGCGGCUGAUCGAAACCGUCGCCGAGCAGGGUGAAGACAUGCAGGGCUACGUAACGGAGCUGCUGCUCACGCUGGAGGCGGCCGUCGACAGUCUCGAUUCCGACUUCCGGCCGCUGGACGUGAUGAAGGACAUCUUCAAAAGUACGCCAAAUUUGAACAACAAGGAAGGUGUGGUAUCGGGCAUGUACAGCGGCAGCAAGCGGUCCGGGGAUGGCGGUAUCGUUGGAGGUUCGCCCGGCCAAAGUUUGCACAAUGCGACCAGCGGUGGGCAUACGCGCAGUACGAGCUACUCCAUCUCGUACUGCUCGCGUAAGGCGGCCAACUCACCGAUCGACAAGCAGAUCGAGCUGCGCAAUCGGAACGCGGCGCUAGAGAUUGAACGCAAUGCGGCCAAGUUCGGUGCUGGUCAAACGUCACUGUCGCGUUCGCGCAGUGCCCAAAGCCUGAAGCUGCUCGGCGAUACGGCUACGCAGGACGAUAAGAUGACGAUACUGGCCCAGCUGUUUUGGCUGGCCGUGUCACUGCUGGAAAGUGACUACGAGCACGAAUUUCUGCUGGCACUAAGAUUGCUUACGCGCGUCCUUCAUCGUCUGCCGCUAGAUAGACCGGACGCGCGGGACAAGGUCGAAAAGCUGCAGCAACAGCUCAAGUGGUCCACGUAUCCGGGAGUGCACGCGCUGCUGCUGAAGGGUUGCACACAUUCCGGCACGUACGAGGCAUCGAUAGCGCUGCUGUCGCAGCUGACGCCCCUGCUAAAUCUGCCCGUGUGUGAUCCAACGCAAAGCUGUGCGUUUCCGAUGAACGUGAUCGCUCUCCUGCCAUACAUGCUGCUACACUACGAGGAUGCCAACGAGAUAUGCAUCCGGAGCGCGGAAAACAUCGCCCAAGUUGCGUCGGAAAUGGGGCUCAAGCUGGAGAAUCUCGGUACGGUUAUGACGCUGUACAGCCGGAAGACGUUCAGCAAGGAAUCAUUCCAGUGGACCAAGUGUGUGGUAAAGUAUCUGUACGACACGUACGCCCACAUGGGUCUGCACAUGCUGGCGUUCCUAACGGAGGUGCUAGAGAAGGGUUGGGUGCAGGUGCAGCUGCAGGUGCUGAGUGUGAUUCACUGCAUGCUGCACUACGUGGAUCUGUCCGCCGUCCCAAUACAACCGAUCGCAGGCGAUAUGCUGAGGAUUAUAUCGAAGUAUUUGGAUAGUCCCAAUUGGAAGGAAGCGUUGAAGAUUCUAAAGUUCGUGGUGACACGCAGUUCCAGUCUGCAAGUGGUGCCGCAAUCGUCCGAGGGUGGUUCGUCUUUCGCUAACCUGCAUGGAAGCUUUAGCGAUUCGGAGGUGUUCUGCAAGAAGGAGCUUGCCGGACGAACGAUGGAAUUUUCGUUCGAUGUAUCGCAAACGCCCCUAAUAGGACGCAAAUUGCUGCUAAAAUCCGACAAUGAAACCAACGCAUCGUCCGGCAUUGGCGGUGCCCCGAUCGGCGCGAAAGGUUUCAAUGGCUCGAACAAUGUUACCGCGGCGGGGGCCCAUUACGGACACGCGGGAACACCAAACUCACCGCGCAGAAGUGCCAGUCUGUCGCCGGCCGAUACUGCUCCACUGAGCGGAUGGAAACGGCCAUGGAUGUCACAGGGACGGGUGCGGGAAUGUUUGGUAAAUCUGCUAACAACAUGCGGACAACGCGUCGGUUUACCCAAGAGCCCUUCGUCUGCCCCGACCCCGCUAUUAAUUACACUAUUUUGUUGUUCCACACAGGUCAUCUUCAGCCAAUCGUCCGAUCUGCUCGAGCGCCAAUCGUCUGCCGCAUCCAGCACGGACGAAAUGUCCGGUGCCCAGCAAGAUUUGAGCGGUGGUUCGAAACGGGACGACGGUGCACCGGACUUUGGUGUGUUCAAGGACUUUGAUUUCCUCGAGUACGAAAGCGAAAGCAUCGAGGGCGAAUCGACGGAUAACUUCAACUGGGGCGUACGACGCCGCCCCCUGUCCGAGGGUGAAAACGAACCACACUCACUGUCCGCCGGUGGCGGCGGUGGUGGUAGCAGUGGUGGUGGCGGUGGCGGUGGUGUGACCGGUGGCGUUUUGCGUACAUCACACCCAAACAUUGACGAGAGUCUGAGUGAGAAAACGCCUGUCUUCAAUCGCCGCAAGCGACCCAACGCGGAUGAUUCGUCGGACGAGGAGGUUGAGUCGGAAUCGCCGCUGGACGAGGAACCGCGUCCAAUCUUCUCGAAGGCGGCCUAUCUGAGCGGACCGCCAACGAGCCUGAGCCUGCGGGAACGGCGCCAUCGGCGGGAUUCGGUGUCGCGCAGCGAUACGAGCGGUUCGAGCGCCGGCGACCUCGGUGACAUCACGCCGUGCAAUGCGUCCCCGCAUCUGCCGGGCAUGCACCCGUUCCGCACCGGGCCGAUACGGGACGAAAGUGUCGAUGUGUGGCGCCGCAAUCUGGUGACACUGCUCGUGAACCAACCGUCGUCCCACGCGCCCGACUUGCUCAACCAAAUGUUCCGCCUGAUGAAGGAGCUGACGCUACGCUCUAUUUCGAUUUCGAAGGAGUGUAUGCGAUAUUUCACCGGGUGCGGCGUGCAGCUCGGUCAUCGCAUUUCGGUACUGUCCGAUCUGCUGGCAACGCGCGGUGAUCCGCCGAAAAUUUGGUACCAUCAAAGCCUCGCGACAACGCCGCGGCUCUUCGAGAACCUUCGGUACGGUGUGCUGGAGGUGCAGGAGCACCUGGAGACGUUCUUCGACCGUAAGGAAACCGUGCUGGACAGUUUGGACGAGGUAAAGACGUCCUGCAAGUUGGCCCUCUUCACGUCGGACAUUGAUUCGGCGAACGAAGGUACCGGAGGUUCCAGCACAGUCGUGUCCCUUUCCACCUCGACCGAUCCAGCAACGGCCGAGCUGCUGCUCGAUCUGGGCCGUGGACUGUACAAGCUGAUGUUCCAGUUGCUGCUGCUGAUCGAGUCGGACCACAAAAUAGCCAUCAGCGUAGUGCAGAAUCUGCGCCAGAAUGAACAAAUGCAAGACCUUUCCAACCUGUACAUGUCCGUCCGCGGUGCGCUGCUACGCUGUAUCGACGAUGCGGAGAUGGAAUCACUCGACACAUCCACGUCGACCGAGGGCGAAAACACACCAACACCCUCACCGGGACUGCCAAUGAACAACAGCGAGUUCGAGAACAUACUGGUGGAGCUAAUCGACAACCAGCGGUGGUCGGCAGCGAUAAAUCACGUUAAACAGCACAAACAAAUGUCGAACCAUUCGGCAUCGAAUUACAAUCUGCCCGGUGACGGCCCGUUCAGCAAUCUUGGCACGGAAUUUAAAACUAUCGAUGAUUUAUCGAUCAUACUGAAUGUUUACGCCCAUCGGCUGACGAAGGAUAGAAACGAUGUGUUCAUUGUGUCCCGGUCGGAGUUUGAGCUCGGUGAAAUCUAUCAAAUUCUCAUGGAAAACUUGCUGCACGUUUCGUCCGCGCUGUCCAACAUGGAGAUCAGCAUGAAGGCCAACACCAGUUCCAGCUCCUCGACGGUAACAACGAUGACGACAAUCCCGGCCGUACACGGCACCGGCGGUGGAAGCAACAGUGGCGGCGGGCAGGGCAAUGGAGCUCAGGGGAACUCAGCGGCGGGUUCGUUAAUCGGUACCGCACAAGGCGCUAAUCAGCUCAUACCAAGGCCACCACCACCGGUGCUGGCCCCAACCAACCCAUUCAAAGAUACGGUAGACAUCAUCACGACCCUGUAAGGGGCGAAUGAUGGACAAGACAACGCUAUAUUACAGCGUUUCACUUUGGGCACCGGUACAAAGCGCACCGCGGCUCUACAUGCAAAUUUGAUUCCAUUUUGCCGUUACAUUCAACAACGGAAUCUUUUUUGAUUAUUCGCAACAUAAUUCCAACGUGUCUGAAAUACUGUCGUUCUUCAUUUCGGGUCCGCCCGUCACGGUCGCAAGGAGGCAACCUUUUCAAAGCGGUACGCCCAGAAGAAAUCAAUUCGCUUCGUCGUCUUUAUGCGUGAUGCUUUUUUUGUUGCGAUAAAAUUUAACGAGAAUUGUCAGACCCGCACCAAUCUCCAGUCGCCCGUGUAAUGUGAUUUUAAGUGCGGAUCAAACCCGGAACUGGACAAAGAAGUCAAAUAUUCCGCUGCCGAAUCGUUCGUGUUGGCAAAGUGCCGCCGAACGGUAACGAACCGAGUUUGAUGCUGUCAAAAAGGUGUUGCGUCUUGCGGGCCAUUUUGUUGGUGGGGGCGGGUGAUUGCACAGGCUCAGGUUCGAGUAUCAGAAUUCCAUUUUAAUAAUUUAUCCAUUCGUAUCCAUCCAUCCACACGCCGGAUUGCCGCGCUGUCUGUGUUUUAGUAUUAUUUAUUAAUUGUGACAAUUGGCGCCACCCCUUCCCCCCCAAAAUUGCACUGGCGCUGCGCCGCAUGGACGGCAAAGCAAUAAACUACUAAUCAAUGAAACUGGUGUAGCAUUAGAACGAGUGAACAAAUAAGUGCAACCAGAGCAAGAUGAACAAAGGAGUGAGACACAGGAAAACAAACACUAGCAACAAAAACAACAAAAAACAAGUGGACACAUACGUGUGCACUAAUUGUAUGACGAAUCUUUUGUUG